AUGCUUCGAAGGCGGCUGAUGCACGGCGGCCAGCUCGCCACGCCCUGUGCGGUGUAUGGAGCCGCGCGACGUGACCUCAAGACACUUGACGUCCGCGAGUAUCGCCCACUCGCCACGCCGGUGGAGUUCCGCUUCUAUCAGCGCUACGCCAACCACCCCAACCGGCAGUCCGGCAUCCAGUUUCUCACGCACUACAACACUCACCAGCGGUUCCGCGUGAAUAAGGACUUCAUCGACUACAUGCACUGGGGCAAGGAGCAGGGACAGGCGCGACUGCCGCACCGCCACCAACGCGUCGCCUUUGACUUUGACGACACGCUGCCCCCCACACGCGCCGACGCCGACGUGUCGCAGGCGUGGCUCGCCGGGCAGGACCCGUCACUCGGCUCGCACCCCGACGUUGACGCCGCGUUUGACCCGAACCGCCGCGUCUUUUCGCACCCGGAGCACUGGAACAAGAUGUUUAGCAAGCGUCGCCCGGGAGAGGGCAACAUCGACCUGCGCGUGCUGCCGUCGCAAAGUCUGCUCGGUCCGCUUAUGUCACACUCUGAUACACACGGCGGCGCGUACUUCGCAGUGGACAACCGCGGCCACAGCAGCGGCAGAGUGCCGGGCCUAAACGCCCCAUUCUUAGGCGAGUUUGAUCGCAAGAUGAUGCAGGCCAUGUCAAGGCCGCUCAACAAGGACCGCAGCAUUACCGGCAACGAUGGGCGCUUCUCCAAGACAAUUAUGAUUAAUGAGUCUAGGACGAAUCAGGCCCUAAGUGCAAAGACGGCGCGCGAGUUGUGUGUUGAGAUUGACAAGGCAACAAACGCCGUCUACUCAAAACUGACUGUGUUGGAGGCGGCGCAGUCGGGGCUCUCCAACUAUUUCUGCAGUGGUCUUAACUACGAGAUGCUCGGAUUCGACCUGCAGAUGGCGGCGAUGCUGCGCGAGCGGGCGCGUGCUGUUCUCAACAACGUCUCAGCGAAAACAAUAACAUCAUCAUCAUCAUCAUCAUCAUCAUCAUCAACACCAGCAGCAGCAGCAGCAGCUUCUUUGGCCGCCUCUGCCUUGACAAAGGCACAGGAGCGGGAGGUUGAGCAGCUGCUCCGUGAUGCGUCGCGGUAUGAAGACCGUGUUGACGACGCCCUUCGUCAACACGCGUCGCUCAUAUGGGGUGUGUACAUCGCCCCACGCCCGCUCAUGACGCUGACCAACGGCAAAUGCCGCGGCACCGGUUGCGGCGUCUCACUCUACGCAAAGUACUGCGCACUAAAAGACUCCUCAGAGUUCGUCUUUGACGGCCCCAACGUUGGAAUCACGCCAUACGGUGGCCUCACCCGUCUACUUGCGCGCCCCGAGACGUCGCUGAAGUUCCCUGGUCUCGCAGAGUUUCUGAUGCUGACGGGUACCUCCAUCUUCGCUGGUGACGUCCUUCGGCUGGGCUGGAGCGACCUCUUCACGAGCCUGCCGGACAUGAGCUACCACAUCAAGGAAUGGUUUGACACGACGGAGCACAUGCACAACGAUGCGGUGGCGUGGCAGCUGGGUCACCUGCUAGAGACAUGCUUCAAGAUGCGAGAAGCGCAUUCGUCGGCGAUGGAGCGCGUUGCCAUUACACCGACACGAGCACGCUGGAUUGAAGAGGUCUUCGCCGACCAGCCGUCCGUCACGCAUAUCCUCGACACACUCAGCGAGGUGGAGCGCAUGUCUAUCAGCGCACCCCAUAACACAUGCGACCAGGUGUGCUGCACUCCAUUCACGCUCGACGGUGUCGCCGCGGGCGUGAGCAAGCUAGGGGAGCAUCGGCUGCGCUACACCCUGUCACCGUGGGACAUCAGGCCACCAGAGGACGAGGUGUCUCUGCAACACACGUCGGAGAUAUUCAACGCGUACGUCUUGGAGCGCCGUGGAACGCUGGAUGUCAUUGUCCACCGCGACACGGAGCGGCUAGCAGCGUGGCAUCGGCAGCGGGAGCAGGAGUAUCAUGCCUACAGCAGUCUCAAGUCUGCACCGCACCCGCGCCAUGUGUAUGCCCGCUUAGAGGGAUGCGAGGGGAAACUGGUCUCCUUUGACUUCACAUUUACGUUCGAGCCGAAACAAAGAGACAAAAACACCACCGAUGGUAGCAGCAUCAGUAGAGGUAACAAGAAUAACCAGAAGGACGACGACAUGGUACGCACCGCCACACUUGAUGAACUUAAGCAGCAGGUGUUGACUGCCCUCGACAUGCCCACCAAUCGCGACGUUGAAGUGGGUUGGUACUUGCCAACACUCGACACGUGCCCUAUUUACAGCGAUGAGGACCUUAUGCAGGUGCUGCACUCGGACCCUGGCAUCGAGGACCCACAGGCGCAACUAAAGUAUCCUCCUAUUUACUUUAUCGUAAAGCGCAACACGCUAUACUUCUCUGAGUGGGCGUAUGCGGUGAAGCACCAGUUGCUGCUGCAAUCGCCUCUCGCAUUGCGGGCGGCGUACGAGCUGCUGCAAGAGGUGCGCGGCGACGGUGCAGCCGAGAACAUCAAGUCGCUGGCAGAGGCACUGGCGGUAGAGUUUAAGUACGUCUCGCGUCUGCUCCGCCGCCCUGACUUUUACCGCGUCGGUGUGCACACCGAAAANUCAGCGGAGGAGUGGGAUGAAAUCCGUGCGGAGCGGCGGCACAACUUGCACAAGGUACAUCACCCAACGCGCCCACUGCCUGACUUCGAGGAUGUCUUUGAGCGAGAUGUGGUGCUCGAUGGGCACAAAUUCCUGCUGCGCCCGCGCUGGAGCCCGCGCACGCUGCAGGACGUGGCUCACGAAGACGUGCUGCGGCUGCGUGCCCCCCUGGCGUACGACAGCGACGGCACCGUGCCGUUGCACGUCGCGGCGCACUACAGCAAGGCGGCGCGCCUCACUGGUAUGGUGGAGGAUGCCGGCGGGGUGGAGAUGGUGUGUGGGCUCGGCGAGUGUGACACGAGCGGCGCCCCGCUGGCGCCGCCACUGCAGUCCAACGCUCAUGUGCCAACGAACGUCAACUUCUAUGAGAUGGCGCGCCACCCAUGGGACGAUACGGCGUCGUCGUGGCGCCGCGAUGGCUACACGGAGGGAUCGUUGGCGCACUACGAGGCACAGUACCGCGCGGCUGAGCGCGCAGUCUACGACGAGGAGGGCCGCGGCGCACAUAACUACUGGCCGUCGCGCGAGGCUGCCGACGGCAUCACUGGCGAGGACGAGGACGUGGCGUUGCUCCAGGAACGCCUCUUUGCCCCACUGGAGCAGGCGGGUGCAGGGGUGGAGCCGUGGGCGCAGCAGCUGCGCCGCAACGCACGUGAUGGGAAGCUCGGAUAUAAGGCGGAGAUUGCUACGCAGGAGGAGAAGAUAUACGAUGACGAAUACUACCGCUGGUUCAUUCAGCCUGGCCGUCACCCGAAUCCGAGCGGCCUUACUACUGGCCGCAAGAAGGCCACAGCGCAGAGUACAGGCGAUGACGCGGAGCUCGAGCGCAUCUGGCGCAGUGUUGCUGCUGGCGAGGACGAAACAACGGUAUCAGCCGCAACAGCUGAGGAAGGGGGAAUAUUAGGUGGCGAAGAUGUAGAGGAGGAGGCCGCUAUGACGGGCGAGGGUGAAAGCAGCUGA
This is a messenger RNA of Trypanosoma grayi, 3600 nucleotides long. RefSeq lists its product as hypothetical. The transcript has a single exon. Bases 1 to 3600 code for a protein of 1199 amino acids. Gene Ontology annotation, cellular component: mitochondrion. The record is from RefSeq and is a predicted model, not a curated record. Lineage: Eukaryota; Euglenozoa; Kinetoplastea; Trypanosomatida; Trypanosomatidae. Gene Ontology annotation, biological process: fatty acid beta-oxidation. Gene Ontology annotation, molecular function: enoyl-CoA hydratase activity.